CUGUGAUAUAGUCGUUUUCAACUGAAAUUACUCUAGAAAGUCCAAUUACUCCAUUAUUUCCAAAAUGCCAAGAUUACGCUUGCGUAGAUCUAUAUAUAAAAGAGCUAAAAAGGAAACUCAGUUAAAUAUAGAGCUAAUUAAUAGUUCCUUACCCUCUACUAAUACUCAACAUUGUCCAUUGAAUGAGUUUGUAAGCGAACAGUAUGAUAGUAAUGACGGGGCUUCAACAUCGGGUAUUACAUCUUAUCAAAAUAUAGUACCACAUGAUUAUGAUAUUAUGCAUGUAGAUUUUAGUAAUUCAGAUUUGGAAAGUGGCAGUAUUGAUUUGGAUGAAAUAAGUGAAGAAGGUGCUUCUACUGACAGUAAAAAUAAUCCAGUUUUUAAUAAAGUAGAUCAAUUUCAUUUGGAAUCCUAACUAGCUAAAUGGGCAUGUAAAUACCAAAUUCAUCAUAAUGCCCUGAAUGACUUAUUAAAAUUAUUGAAAAAUGAUCACCCGGAUUUACCUUCAGAUAGUAGAACUUUACUAAAAACUCCAAGGGAAGUUGCUGUUGUAGAUAUUUCUCCAGGUCAGUACUAUCAUUUUGGCCUUUCAUUUACGUUAAACAAUCUGUUACAUGCACUAGGAGAAAAAGAGUGCAGUCAGUUGAGUUGUCUUGAACUAAUGAUUAACGUAGAUGGUCUGCCAAUUGCUAAGUCUAGCAGCAAACAGUUAUAUCCCAUUUUGUGUCAGA
This is a messenger RNA of Diabrotica virgifera virgifera (western corn rootworm), 731 nucleotides long. RefSeq lists its product as uncharacterized. Bases 65 to 415 code for a protein of 116 amino acids. Lineage: Eukaryota; Metazoa; Arthropoda; Insecta; Coleoptera; Chrysomelidae. The record is from RefSeq and is a predicted model, not a curated record. The transcript has 2 exons.